Messenger RNA from Fulvia fulva, 1407 nucleotides. RefSeq names its product Lactaldehyde dehydrogenase. NCBI's taxonomy places the organism in Eukaryota, Fungi, Ascomycota, Dothideomycetes, Mycosphaerellales, Mycosphaerellaceae. Gene Ontology annotation, molecular function: aldehyde dehydrogenase (NAD+) activity. The record is from RefSeq and is a predicted model, not a curated record. The transcript has 2 exons. Bases 1 to 1407 code for a protein of 468 amino acids.
AUGGCCGUCGAGAAGAUCACAACCAUCUCUCCCACAACCAACAAGCCCGUCGUUGAGCGCGAUGGCCCAACCGACGACGAGUUGGCACAAUUGCCCAAGACGGCAAAGAAGGCUUUCGUCAAGUACAGCAAAACGCCACUGCAGGAACGUCAGCAGAUCGUGAAGAAGGCUCUCAAGAUCAUCAAUGGUAGGCGGGAUGAGCUCGCAAAGGAGAUCACAGAGCAGAUGGGAAGGCCUAUCGCUUUCACUGCAAAGGAAGUCACCACUGCUGUGGCAAGAGGCGAGUAUUUGCUCAAGAUCAGCGAGGAAGCCCUUUCAGACACGCCAGGUGAGCCGGAGAAGGGGUUCAAGCGUUUCAUUCGCAAGUGUCCUCUUGGACCAGUGCUUAUUCUGUUCCCGUGGAACUACCCAUAUCUGACGCUAGUAAACUCUCUGGUGCCAGCGCUCCUGGCCGGUGACAGUGUCAUCCUCAAGCCGUCGCCUCAGACCCCAACCACUGCUGAGCAAGUCCAGAGAGCCUUCGUCGAAGCUGGCCUUGACAAGGAUGUCAUCCAACUCUUCCACUGCGGCGACUUCGGCAAGAUCGAGAAGCUCGUCCAGGCACCCGAGAUUCAGCUCGUCUGCUUCACUGGAUCUGUUCCUGGUGGUCUGGCCGUGCAGAAGGCUGCUGCAGGACGAGUUGACUGCCGUGUCGGUCUCGAGCUAGGCGGCAAAGACCCUGCUUACGUCCGCUCUGAUGUCGACCUUGCUUGGGCUGCCGGAGAAAUCGUAGAUGGAGCCGUCUUCAACUCUGGUCAGUCCUGCUGCAGUCUCGAGCGCGUCUACGUCCACAAAGAUGUGCACGACGAGUUUGUGAACGAGGUGCAGAAGGUACUCGCAGGCUACCAGCUCGGCCAUCCAAGCGACAAGGGCACUCACGUCGGACCUGUCGUCAGCAAAGCCGCUGCUCAGCGUGUCAAGGAACACGUCCAGAACGCCAUCAAGCAGGGCGCUCACGAUGCCACACCUCAGAACGCCUCCUUCAAGAAUCCACCUGCCGACGGCAACUAUGUUGCUCCAGCCCUGCUCACCGAGGUCAAGCAAGACAUGCAAGUCAUGCAAGACGAGACGUUUGGCCCCGUCAUUCCAGUUCUCCGCGUGGACUCGGACGAGCAAGCUGUCGAAUGGAUGAACGACAACCAAUUCGGUCUGACCGCCUCCAUCUGGACCAAAGAUGUCGCAAAGGCCAACGAGCUCGCAGACGAUGUCGAAGCCGGUACCGUCUUCGUCAACCGUGCAGACUACCCAGCUCCAGAUCUCGCAUGGAUCGGGUGGAAAGACAGCGGCAAAGGCCAGACACUGUCACGAUUCGGCUUUGACCAGUUCGUGAAGCUGAAGAGCUACCACGUCAAGGACCACCCAAAAUGA